UUAGCGGCUCCGUGCAUCGGCGAUUAGUGGCUAUAUUUUCUUCAUUAAAUGUAUUAUAAUGGAAUUAUGUGUCUUAAUUGCUAAGUUAUAGUAAGAUAAUACUAUUAUAAAAUUAUGGCGAACCACUACGAGGUGCCCAGCUGGGCUGGCAAACCACCCACUGGCCUGCAUUUGGACGUGUUGAAAGGGGACAAACUAAUUCAGAAACUGAUGAUAGAUGAGAAGAAAUGUUACUUAUUUGGCCGGAAUCCUCAAAUGAAUGACUUCUGUAUAGACCAUGCCAGUUGUUCCAGAGUGCAUGCGGCGUUUGUGUAUCAUAAAGACUUAAACAGAGCCUUUUUAGUGGAUUUGGGAAGUACACAUGGCACUUAUAUUGGUAAAAUGCGUUUGGAAGCACACAAGCCGACACAGCUGCCUAUAGACUCCAAUUUCCAUUUUGGGGCUUCCACAAGAAACUAUAUUAUAAGAGAGCGGCCGAUGGGCAACGCGCGCGGUAUCAUGGAGGAGCUUCCUAACACCGAGACAGAGGGCGCGCUGCUCGGCCUGCCCGAGACACAGACAGAACUAGAUAACUUAACGGAAUUCAACACGGCGCACAACAGGCGGAUUUCCAUGCUGGGUAUCUCUACAGACGAUGGCAGUGAUGUCAUGAAGCCACCAACGGGCACCAAACGCUCAGCGUCCACGCCAGCGGGCGGCGUGCUCAAAAAACAGCGCCGAAACGUCUCGUUCAACGAAGAGGUGGACAUCAUCAACCCAGAGGACAUUGACCCCACGAUUGGCCGGUUCAGGAACCUGGUUAAGAGCACUAUAGUGCCUAAUGCCAAUAAUGCACCUAGGAAGCUGAAACUACAGAGCGCUGAUGACAGUCAACAUCACCACUCGCUGAGAUUACAGGAGAUAUCGCGCGGCGCCGCAUUGUAUUCCGACCUGCCGGCACCCAGCUCUCAUCUUAGCCUCAUCGGCGCAAGGCUGGGGCUGUCGCUGCCCAACCCGGCGCCCGACGUGGAGCUGGAGGGCCCCGAGCCGCUGCUCCACGCGCCGCCGCCACAACAAGCAUCAGAAGAAUCGGGUCCAUCCAACGAGCCGAAACGGAAGAAAUACGCCAAGGAGGCGUGGCCGGGCCGCAAGCCGGGCCUCCUGCCCGCCGUGUGAGACCCUUCCUGUCGCCAUAUACGGCCAUUUUCAGAAUUUGAGCCCCCCAAUUAGCGUAAGUUGUUAACAAAAAUUAACUCACUGUCAGUUUUGUGACGACAAGUUAAGCAUGAAAUCUGUCUAAAAAA
This is a messenger RNA of Leguminivora glycinivorella, 1283 nucleotides long. RefSeq names its product nuclear inhibitor of protein phosphatase 1 (gene NiPp1). Gene Ontology annotation, cellular component: nuclear speck. Bases 115 to 1155 code for a protein of 346 amino acids. NCBI's taxonomy places the organism in Eukaryota, Metazoa, Arthropoda, Insecta, Lepidoptera, Tortricidae. The record is from RefSeq and is a predicted model, not a curated record. Gene Ontology annotation, molecular function: mRNA binding; protein binding; protein serine/threonine phosphatase inhibitor activity. The transcript is spliced from 9 exons.